UCAGUUUUCAAACACAGGCUGCGGAAAAGAAAGAAAAGAAAAUCCCAGUCGACGGGCGAAUGGGAAAAAAAUUAAAAGAGGACGGUCGAAGGAAGCCCUAAAAUCUGGCACUGCCCCAGAAACAAAGAGAGCACAUAGGGAGGUCUCAUGGCGACGGCCCUCCGACCUGCUUCUCCUGCUGCCGGCUAUCUUCUGAGACCGCUUUCUGAUAUUGAGGAGCCAUCACAUGGUUUCACACAAAAGUUAAAGCUUGCAGUGUAUAAGAGGCACUCAUCCAGUUGCCAAAUAAGAGUCAGAGCAAGUUCCAAGGAUCUAAACAUAGUAGAAAUCCCUAACCGAUGGUAUAAUCUUGUUGCUGACCUCCCACUGAAACCUCCUCCAGCUCUGCAUCCAAAGACGCACAAGCCACUAAAAUUUGAAGACUUGUCGCCCCUUUUCCCAGAUGAGUUGAUUAAGCAAGAGGUGAGUAAUGACAGGUUCAUUGAUAUCCCAGAUGAAGUUAUUGAUGUCUAUAAGCUCUGGCGACCGACGCCUCUGAUUAGAGCUAGGAGACUGGAGAAGCUGAUCGACACCCCAGCAAGAAUCUACUACAAGUAUGAGGGCACUAGCCCAGCUGGUUCACACAAACCCAAUACUGCACUCCCACAAGUCUGGUAUAAUGCUCAACAAGGAGUGAAAAAUGUUGUAACUGAAACUGGUGCUGGCCAAUGGGGCAGUUCUUUGGCCUUUGCAUGCAGUCUAUUUGGACUCAACUGUGAGGUCUGGCAGGUCCGUGUAUCCUAUGAUCAAAAACCUUAUAGGAAACUGAUGAUGCAAACUUGGGGAGCCAAAGUGCACCCAUCACCAUCUGGUGUAACUGAUGCAGGAAGGAAAAUCCUCGAGACAGAUCCUUCAAGCCCUGGUAGUUUGGGUAUAGCAAUCUCAGAAGCUGUAGAGGUUGCAGCUACACAUGCUGACACCAAAUAUUGUUUGGGAAGUGUUUUGAAUCAUGUCCUGCUACACCAAACUAUCAUUGGUGAGGAGUGUCUAAAACAGAUGGAAGCAGUAGGUGAGACACCAGACAUGAUCAUUGGCUGCACUGGUGGUGGGUCUAAUUUUGCGGGUUUGGCAUUUCCAUUCAUUCGAGAAAAGUUAAAUGGAAAGAUAAAUCCAAUUAUAAGAGCUGUGGAGCCUGCAGCAUGCCCUUCACUUACCAAAGGCAUUUACACCUAUGAUUAUGGUGACACGGCAGGGAUGACACCAUUGUUGAAGAUGCACACCCUUAGGCAUGACUUUGUUCCUGACCCAAUUCAUGCAGGUGGCCUGCGCUACCAUGGAAUGGCUCCACUAAUUUCACAUGUUUAUCAACUGGGUUUUAUGGAAGCUGUUGUGAUACCUCAGACUGAAUGCUUUCAAGCUGCUUUACAAUUUGCCCGUACAGAGGGUCUGAUUCCAGCUCCAGAACCAACUCAUGCUAUAGCAGCCACAAUUAGGGAAGCAUUACAUUGCAAAGAGACGGGAGAAAGAAAAGUUAUUCUGAUGGCUAUGUGUGGUCAUGGUCACUUCGAUCUAACCGCGUAUGAGAAAUAUUUGCAAGGGGAUAUGGUUGAUUUAUCAUACUCCAGUGAGAAGGUACAAGCAUCUUUAACUGCUGUGCCCUAAGUCAUACCCUAGAAUAUUAGGAUCCGACUGCAAAUUAUUGCUAACAGAAUAAGAUAUUAUGAGUGAAUGCUGAAAAUUAUUUAUUGCAUGGCUGAUUGAACAAGCUAAAGUGCUAAUACCUGAACUCAUUUCUCAUGCCUUGGGCUUUCAUUGGUUUUCUUCUGAUAUCAAAUCACAUUGUUUGCCCCAACUGAUUUCAGCUUAUAUAAGCUCUAAUUUUCUUCUCACCA
Messenger RNA from Phoenix dactylifera (date palm), 1871 nucleotides. NCBI's taxonomy places the organism in Eukaryota, Viridiplantae, Streptophyta, Magnoliopsida, Arecales, Arecaceae. The record is from RefSeq and is a predicted model, not a curated record.